AUGACACAGUCGUUCAAUAGCGUGUCGGAAUUCCCCUAUGCGGAGGCGACCACCGGGUCAGCCAAGCGUACCUCGCUUAUUCAACAAGGUGCGCUUCCACCGUGGACCAUGUCAACCGUCGAGUCGACAACGGUCUGUACGGAGGACAAAGUAUUUGCAAUUGGCGGAUUCGAUGUAUACAAGCAGCGCACCGUGUCGCACGCACGUAUGUGGGAUUCUGGAACGCGUGUCUGGAUGCGAAUGCCCGAUGCCCCAUUCCGCGUCGCCCAUGCCAGCGCCGCUGCUGUGCCUGGUGAAGGGUCCGUCGUGUUGUUCGGUGGGUGGGAAGGCGAGAAGUGCAGCGCGGAGCUGUGGUAUCUCCACCCUCGGCGCCCCGGUGGCACCGCUGUUGGGGUGGGCGAGGUCUCCCCGCCGGGCCGCGGGGAGGCGGCGGGGGGGCUCCGCGCCCCGCC
This is a messenger RNA of Leishmania braziliensis MHOM/BR/75/M2904, 452 nucleotides long. RefSeq lists its product as hypothetical. Lineage: Eukaryota; Euglenozoa; Kinetoplastea; Trypanosomatida; Trypanosomatidae. Gene Ontology annotation, molecular function: protein binding. The transcript has a single exon. The annotation marks the transcript as partial. The record is from RefSeq and is a predicted model, not a curated record.